AUGAUGAAGGUACAUCAGCCUUAGGUUCUGCUUUAGCAAAUUGCAUUAAUCUCUCAAAUUUGGAGCUUAACCUUAGGUAAAAUCAGUUUAUUUGUUUUAGAUUGUGAUACUCUAAUAAACUAAUUAAUUUAAUAUUUUUUCUUCAAAUAUUUAACAAGUGAAAAUUAAAUUGGUGUUGAAGGUAUAUUAGUCUUAGGCUCUGCUUUAGCAAAUUGCACUAAUCUCUAAAAUUUGGAACUUAACCUUGGUAACAAUUAAAUUGGUGAUAAAGGUACAUUAGUCUUAGAUUGUUUAGCAAAUUGCACUAAUAUCUUAAAUUUAAUACUUGAUCUUCGUAGUAAUUAAAUUGGUGAUAAAGGUACAUCAGAUUUAGGUUCUGCUAUAACAAAUUGUGCUAAUCUCUAAAAUUUGGAACUUUACCUUAGUGACAAUUAAAUUGGUGACGAAGGUGCAUCAGGUUUAGGUUAUGCUUUAGCAAAUUGCACUUAUCUCUCAAAUUUGACACUUAGUUUUGGUAGGAAUUAAAUUAGUGCAAUUGGUGCAUCAUGUUUAGGUUCUGCUUUAGCAAAUUGUGCUAAUCUCUCAUAUUUGGAACUUUACCUUAGUGAUAAUUAAAUUGGUGAAGGUGCAUCAGGUUUAGGUUCUGCUUUAGCAUAUUGCACUAAUCUCUCAAAUUUGGAACUUUAUCUAAGUGGUAAUUAAAUUGGGGCAAAUAGUGCAUCAGAUUUAGUUUCUGCUUUAGUAAAUUGCACUAAUCUCUCAAAUUUGACACUUGAUCUUGGUAACAAUUAAAUUGGUGUAAUUGGAGCAUCAGUUUUAGGUUCUGGUUUAGCCAAUUGCUCUAAUAUCUAAAAUUUGACACUUUACCUUAGUAAAAAUUAAAUUGGUGAUGAAGGUGUAUCAGGUUUAGGCUUUGCUUUAGCAAAUUGCUCUAAUUUCUCAAGUUUGGCAUUUUACCUUCAUAACAAUUAAAUUGGUUCAAUUGGUGCAUCAGGUUUAAGUUCUGCUUUAAAAAAUUGCACUAAUCUCUCAAAUUUGGAACUUUACCUUGGUUACAAUUAAAUUGGUGAGGAAGGUGCGUUAGGCUUAGGUUCAGCUUUAGUAAAUUACACUAAUCUCUCAACUUUGACACUUAACCUUUAUAACAAUUUAAUUGGUGCAAUUGGUGUAUAAGGUUUAGUUUCUUCUUUAGCAAAUUGCACUAAUCUCUCAAAUUUGACACUUGAUCUUGGUAAGAAUUAAAUUGGUGGCGAAAGCGCAUAAGUAUUAGGUUUUGCUUUAGCAAAUUGCACUAAUCUUUUAAAUUUGGCACUUGACCUUAGUAAAAACUAAUUCAAUGAAUCUUAAUAAUUGUAAGUAGAAAACAAGUGUCUUAAAUCAAAAAGAUUAGUUGUCUUUGAAAUAAAUUUCUGA
Molecule: messenger RNA, 1413 nt
Organism: Tetrahymena thermophila SB210
Lineage: Eukaryota; Ciliophora; Oligohymenophorea; Hymenostomatida; Tetrahymenidae
Exons: 14
Biological process (GO): activation of GTPase activity; nucleocytoplasmic transport
Cellular component (GO): cytosol; nucleus; perinuclear region of cytoplasm
Molecular function (GO): small GTPase binding; GTPase activator activity
Source: RefSeq, a predicted model, not a curated record